This is a messenger RNA of Erpetoichthys calabaricus (reedfish), 2410 nucleotides long. Its product is annotated as 5-hydroxytryptamine receptor 1E. Gene Ontology annotation, cellular component: plasma membrane; dendrite. Gene Ontology annotation, molecular function: G protein-coupled serotonin receptor activity; neurotransmitter receptor activity. Gene Ontology annotation, biological process: chemical synaptic transmission; G protein-coupled receptor signaling pathway, coupled to cyclic nucleotide second messenger. Lineage: Eukaryota; Metazoa; Chordata; Cladistia; Polypteriformes; Polypteridae. The record is from RefSeq and is a predicted model, not a curated record. Bases 990 to 2123 code for a protein of 377 amino acids. The transcript is spliced from 3 exons.
ACGGUUUCUUUUUCUUUUAGUAAAGGAUAAAAAAGCUCUUUUGACAUUUACCUGUGCCUUCCAGUUUGUGCCAUUGUUUAACGCUCGGGCGCCGAUCUCGUCUCUCAAGCCUCAAGGAAUGAAAAGGAGCUUCCUAAUAACGAUGCUAAUUCCUAAGUAUUAAAAAGGUGAAUAAAAGGCAAUAAAGCUCUAAGUUGUUAAUUAAUGCGCACAACACCACGCAAGUGAACUGAAGAAAUCUUACGACAGAAUGCUUUUUGAGCCCUCGGCUCCCGCUUCUUUACUACUGGAAGGCAAAAAGAUUGUCGCGCGAGGAGCCGAACACGAGCGCCAUCUAUCGACCCAGCGACAGGAUGGCACGCCCGGCGUUCAUUAGUCCUUGAUUUUCCACAAAAGCAGGCGGUGCAGCCGACAAUUGCCACAGUUUCUUGUAGGUUUUCCUUCUCAUCCUUUCUUCAGUUUAUUCUUUCCUUCCUUGGAGUCUUAAAAUAGAAAUUAGGGCAAAGAGACGCUACUAUUAAUGGGAAAAAAUCCGUUUUGGAUUGAGCCCUCUGUCCGAAAGCAGCGUGCAGAUCUUUAAAACACCUGAUGAUCACCUCGAGCUUACACCAGCAAAUUAAAGUCUGGAGUCUGGAAAUACACUCCACUGGGUAUGCAAGAAGAAAAAGCCUUUGUGGUGCGACGAGAAAUGUAUCCCAAAAUGAUGAGGCUGGCGGGGGAAAAACUAGCCUUGGCCACAAGCAGGAAUCAGCCCUGAAUGGAUCACAGUCAACACAUCAAAGGACCCACUCACACUAACAUGGACCCUGUCUGGAAUCGCCAAUUGACUUAAACUGCAUAUCUUUGGGAUGUAGUAGAACAACUAGAGUACCCAGAGAGAAGCCUGCAGAGUCAUGGCAAAUACAACACAGGAGCCAUCAGAUUGAUGAAGCAAUGAAAAUCACCAGGACUACAAUUCUUGGCAUUGGAUGUCUUUUUAGAAUGGCCUGAUGGAAACAGAAAACCUUCUAGUGGAUUACUCUGGAACAAUGAAUUUCUCAAACUGCACACUUGAAUCCAGCUUUUCUUUACACUCAAAGUCAAUCACAGAGAAAAUGCUGCUAGCUCUUACAUUAGGAAUAAUUAUGUUUUUCACCACACUUUUAAACAGUGCUGUAAUAACAGCAAUUUGUAUUACCAAGAAAUUGCACCAGCCUGCCAAUUACUUGAUCUGCUCUUUGGCUGUGACUGACUUUCUGGUUGCCAUUCUGGUUAUGCCCUUAAGCAUUAUGUACAUCAUUAUGGAAACAUGGUCUCUGGGUUAUGUGAUUUGUGAAGCAUGGCUUAGUCUUGAUAUGACAUGCUGUACAUGCUCGAUUCUUCACUUGUGUGCUAUUGCUCUAGACAGAUAUUGGGCCAUCACAAAUGCAAUUGAAUAUGCCAGAAAGAGAACUGUGAAACGAGCAGCAGUCAUGAUCAUGACAGUUUGGACCAUAUCGAUAUUUAUUUCAGUGCCACCUUUGUUUUGGAGACACACUAAUGCAGAGAGCAAUUUUUCCCAAUGUAUAAUUGAACAUGACCACAUUGUUUAUACAAUUUAUUCAACAUUUGGGGCAUUUUAUAUCCCUCUGACGUUAAUUUUAAUACUGUAUUAUAGGAUUUAUCAUGCCGCGAAAAGCCUGUACCAGAAGCGUGGAUCCAGUAGACACCUCAGCAACAGAAGCAACGAUAGUCAAAACUCCUACACACACUGUAAGCUGACCCAGACGUUCUGCGUCACUGACAUCUCCACAUCAGAUCCCACUAUGGGCUUUGACAAAAUGAAUGUCAACAUUCGAAUCCCUCCGUUUGAGACUGAGAUGGAUAACGCAUGUGACAAGAACCAGAUCUCCAGCUCAAGGGAAAGAAAAGCAGCCCGUAUCCUGGGGCUUAUCUUGGGUGCCUUUGUAGUGUGCUGGAUGCCAUUCUUCAUGAAGGAGCUAUUUGUUGGACUGCAGAUUCUGACAGCCUCUCCUAGAGUCUCUGAUUUCCUCACUUGGCUUGGAUAUACCAACUCUCUCAUUAAUCCAUUGCUCUAUACAAGCUUUAAUGAAGACUUCAAAGUAGCUUUUAAAAGACUAGUGAAAUGCAAAGACCAUUUGUAAAUUCUGUAGAGGCUUUCAAGUUUUUUUUUGUUUUUUUUUUUUUAAUUUUUCUUUUUUCAAGCGAUCUGCAGCUGGAAUGUUCCAUAAAAUAGAAAUUGGAAAUUAUCAGUGUUCAAAAUAAAGGAAAAAAAUAACAUGAGCUAUAUUUUUGUUUCUUAUGUUUUAUAUCGAUGUUACAAAAGUGAUACUUACAGUGUUGGUUGCUUAGUGACACCUGAUAGAAAUUACCGUCUGCAUUUUUUUGAUAUUAGUCCUCAUUGUUUCAAAAACAUCUGUAUUGUAAGAGG